Molecule: messenger RNA, 1305 nt
Organism: Aspergillus ibericus CBS 121593
Lineage: Eukaryota; Fungi; Ascomycota; Eurotiomycetes; Eurotiales; Aspergillaceae
Product: putative mitochondrial translation release factor (RF-1)
Exons: 3
Coding region: 1-1305 (434 amino acids)
Biological process (GO): translational termination
Molecular function (GO): translation release factor activity
Source: RefSeq, a predicted model, not a curated record
AUGCCAACGACAGCCGCCAGGACACUAUCGUUGUUCAUCAAAGGGGGGGCCGGAGUAGAGAGGCUCGGAGGCUGGAUUCACAUCUUCCAGUCUGGCCUUUACGCCAGCCUGACAUACGAUUCCGGCCUUUCGCCAGCCUUGUUGGCACGCGCCCGCUCUUUAUCCAACGAGCAUUCUACCCUGUCGGCGCAUUUGGCGGAGGCCUUCGAUGCGAAAGUUGCAAAGCGAGUCGGUGAACUUGCACCAAUUGCAAACACCCUGAAAGAAUGGGAUCAUGCAAAUAAUUCCAUGUCAGAGUUGCAGUCCUUGCUUAAUGACCCCGAUACCGAUGCUGAGCUGAGGUCGCUAGCGGUGGAGGAUUUGGAGAGCAGCAAAGUUACACUGCCUACUAUAACGGAUAAUUUGAAAAAGGCCCUUAUCCCUCGCCACCCCUUCGCAGACCUCCCGUGCUUGCUUGAAAUACGUCCCGGAGCCGGGGGAGAUGAGGCGGGCCUUUUCGCUUUUGAGGUAUUGAGGAUGUAUAUCGCCUUCUGCUCACGUCAUGGUUUUCGUUAUAGCAUCUUAAAGCAGGAAGUCGCAGACGGCCCCUCCGAGGAUCGUCUGAGCGAAGCGGUACUGGAAGUCGACGCAGAUGGGGCUUAUGACAUUUUGAGAACUGAGUCGGGCGUACACAGAGUACAGAGGGUUCCAGCUACGGAGGCAAAGGGCCGCACACAUACCAGCGCAGUUAGCGUGAUGAUCCUCCCGAGUUUCCCGGAAUCUGGAAGCGGCCUGGAUAGUUCACUCAAUUUCGAGGAUCCGAACAGUGACUAUUAUGUUGAUCCUCAAGAGGUUCGAACAGAGAAGAUGCGAGCCAGUGGCGCGGGUGGUCAGCAUGUAAACAAGACAGAAUCAGCCAUUCGGUUGACCCAUGUACCAACGGGUAUUGUUGUAUCGAUGCAAGACUCACGGUCUCAACAUGCCAAUCGAAAGAAGGCAUGGCAAGUCUUACGGGCGAGAUUGGCUGAAGCAAGACGGGAAGCCCGGGAACAGGAAUUAGUUGAGCUAAGGCGAGGGGCGAUGGGGGGUGUGGCUCGGAUGGGACGUGGUGACAAAAUCCGAACUUAUAACUACGGUCAAAAUCGCUGCACAGAUCAUCGCAGCGGCAUCACCAUACACAACCUGGAUGGUGUUCUUGACGGCGGCGUGGGUCUAGAAACCGUAAUGGAUAGCGUACGGACAUGGCUGGUCGACCGCGAGAUAGCAGCCAUGGCUGUUGAAGAAUCGGUCAAGGACAAGGGAGGACUGCCAGCUCAACAGCGAUAG